UUUGGCAAACUGCAGCAGCAUCUGGAGGUUUUCUUUUUACAGCUGUCGCUAGUUUGCAGAGAAAGCAAGGGUUAUAUUUUCGUGCAAGAAGGCGGCAUUGGAAAUAAGCAACCUGAGGUCAGUGAGCAUCUGCACAGUGGACACAGGGAUUAUGGCUGCCAAUUCCGCUACUGUGCGGAUUCUUAUAAAAGGAGGAAAGGUAGUGAAUGAUGACUUCACCCAGGAGGCAGACGUUUAUAUUGAGAAUGGGAUUAUUCAGCAGGUGGGUCGGGAACUCAUGAUCCCCGGGGGGGCAAAAGUCAUCGACGCCACUGGCAAGCUGGUGAUCCCAGGGGGCAUCGACACCAGCACCCACUUCCACCAGACGUUCAUGAACGCCACCUGCGUGGACGACUUCUACAACGGCACCAAGGCUGCACUUGUUGGAGGAACCACCAUGGUGAUAGGCCACGUGUUACCAGACAAAGAGACGUCCCUACUGGAGGCCUAUGAGAAAUGUCGAGCCCUGGCUGACCCCAAGACCUGCUGCGACUACGCCCUCCAUGUGGGGGUCACCUGGUGGGGGCCCAAGGUGAGGUCUGAGAUGGAGACCCUAGUGAGGGAGAAGGGAGUGAACUCGUUCCAGAUGUUCAUGACCUACAAGGAUCUGUACAUGCUUCGGGACAGCGACCUCUACCAGGUCUUCUGCACCUGCAAGGAUAUCGGGGCUGUGGCACGAGUCCAUGCAGAGAACGGGGAGCUGGUGGCGGAGGGUGCCAAGGAAGCUCUGGAUCUUGGUAUCAGUGGACCUGAAGGCAUCGAAAUCAGCAGGCCAGAGGAGCUCGAGGCAGAGGCAACCCAUCGUGUCAUUAUGAUUGCUAACAGAACUCAUUGUCCCAUUUAUCUGGUUAAUGUGUCCAGCAUGUCUGCAGGAGAUGUUAUUGCAGCUGCUAAGAUGCAAGGGAAGGUUGUCCACGCAGAGACAACCACAGCCCAUGCUGUGCUGAACGGACUGCAUUACUAUCACCAGGACUGGGCACAUGCGGCAGCCUACGUCACUGUGCCUCCACUUCGACUGGACCCAAACACGCCAAACUACAUCAUGAGCCUGCUUGGCAAUGACUCUGUAAACGUUGUAGCCUCAGACCACCGUCCCUUCACCACCAAGCAGAAAGCAAUGGGGAAGGAAGACUUCACUAAAAUCCCACAUGGCGUCAGUGGUGUUCAAGACAGGAUGAGUGUUAUCUGGGAAAGAGGAGUGGUGGGAGGCAAGAUGGAUGAAAACCGCUUCGUUGCCGUGACGAGUUCCAACGCUGCGAAGAUUUACAACCUGUACCCGAGGAAGGGCAGGAUCAUCCCCGGGGCUGACGCAGACGUCGUGGUCUGGGACCCAGACGCCACAAAGACCAUCUCAGUGAGCACCCAGGUGCAGGGCGGGGAUGUCAACCUGUAUGAGAACCUGCGCAGCCAUGGAGUGCCGCUGGUCACCAUCAGCCGUGGGAGAGUGGUCUCCGAGAACGGGGUGUUCAUGUGUGCUGAGGGGACCGGCAAAUUCUACCCACUCAGGACCUUCCCUGACUUCCUGUACAAGAAGAUGGUACAAAGAGAAAAGUGCCAAACCCUGAAGGGUGUGGAGCGUUCUCCAUACGCUGGCGACGUGGCAGUGGUCUCAACUUCCGGGAAGGAGUCGGGACCCCCGGACGGUGACGCUGCAGCCAGACCUUCAACAAGGCAUGGAGGCAUGAGGGACCUGCACGAGUCCAGCUUCAAUUUAUCUGGUACCCAAACUGAUGAUCAUGUUCCAAAGAGAUCUUCUGCCAGGAUUCUGGCUCCCCCUGGUGGCAGGUCCAGCGGAAUUUGGUAACCAUGGAAACCCCUCAAACUUGGGACCAAAUACAGCAGCGAAUUCCAAUACAAUAUCGCUACUGGGUCACAACACUGAAAUCAUUGUCUUAACUAACUGAAGGAGGAACAAAAAACACUGCACUGAUUUUUAUACCGUGCUUAGAAUAUCCUAAACAGAUACUGUACUUUAAAAACUUUUAAAAGAGAAAGGCACUUCAUUUUCUAAUUGGACACAAACUAGAAUUAGCUGCUUAGGGACUGAUUAAAACAAUGUGUAUUUGGAAGAUUGGCUGCUGACACUGUAUGUGAUAAACAAUGAAGACGAUGUCCCUGGCUGUAAUGUUAACGUGUUUUUAGGAAGGAAAUUUUAAAUUAAUGUUGAUAAGGAAAGGCCGAUAAAAUAAAAGUUCAUUCAAAUAUUUGUUUGUUUGUUUUCUGGAGGUUCAGCACUUAGUAAAUCUGUCAGUAAAAUAUCUCUAGCCAGAAUGUUUUUUUGUUUGGGUGCUACAGUGCAGUGUGUGUUGAUUGGGGUUAUGUGGCAGUACUAGAAGCGGAACAAAACAUAGUGCUUUUCCUGUAUAGUGCGCUUUGUCAUGGUGUCUCCUUGUUACUCCAAAUGCCUUGAAAACAGUAUGUCAAAGUCCUGAAAAAUAUGAGUUUCUUUAUUUAAUAAAUGGGAAUGUUAGCCAAGAAAACAUAGUUUCAACAUGUAUUUAAUUUACUUCAUGAAGUCCUUUAUUUUAAACAUCCCUGUUAAAGAAGUGAUGCCCAUUCAUUACCUCUUGUUAGCUUCAGCAACCCCACUCCCUACGGGCAAGACGAUUAAUAUUGAGAUACAAAUAUCAAAACCACAAUACACUGUACUUUCAUGCAUUUUGUGCCCAUUGUCUGAUUGGACCAGGAAGAGUUAAUAUUAGUCAUUGUUUUGUUUUUCAUUUCAAAACCCUGCUGCUUCCAGCACAAAAUGCUAUCCCACACCAAGAUGACUGCCCCUCAGGUUUUUGUUUUUAAUGAGCCCCAGUGGGAUAUCAUCAGAAGUGCUAAUCCACAUGGUUCAAUUUGUAAAUCUAAACUCAAUUACAAACAACCAUGUAAGCAGUGUAAUCUGUGGUAUAAUUAAAAAAAUAUUUUCAUUUUUUUUCUUCAGAUUAGUUUCAGUGGGUUAUCUUUAUAUUGGCCAAAUCUCUUUGGAUAUCUGGCACAUUUCAGGCUUUAUAUACCAGUAACAGUCUUUGUAAUAUUCCGUAUUCCUUUGAAUUUAAGACAUACUUCAUAAACUAAGCCUACAUCUUAAAUUUGAGUUUAGUAUAGUGAUGCGUGCAUUAAAAUUGCCAACAAAAGAUGUGACAGCCCCACUACACAAACAGCACCGUGACUGACUGGCAGUCGAAGGGUUCUGUGGUAGUUAUCCUGCUCGAUGUAAACAAAGCAAGCUUUCGCUCAGCGCCCGCCUGUGUAGCUAUGGCGGUGAUGCAGUAGCCUCGAAUUGGCGCUGCUGCGUUCUUAAACAGGCAUAGGCUCCCCGGACACACCCACCAGCCAAUCAGGACCUCUUGAUCAGCUCAGCUCCGGGCAAGCCUUCCUGUUCACCACAGCUGUCACAAAGCGUCAUUUGAAAAAAAGCUUUUGCAAUUUCAGCGUUUCGUCAUUAGGCUUAGUUCUAAUUUCUACUUGCCAAGCAGUACCACAGUUCACAGAAAGGGAGAAAAACGUGUGCGAGUAAUCACAACUGGAAAAGAAGCCACGCAUAGCUGUAAUGCUCCGUGUGACAGCAGACAGCUGCAAACUGCCUCCUUAUGUUGUUUUCUUAUAUGAGUAAAUGCAUCUUUGUAAAUAUAUUUUAUUUUAUUUCUUUUUUUCCCUCAAGUUGAGGGUGGGAAAUUUGGGCUGCAUUUUAAUGUCACUUGAUCUGAUUGCCAGCAAUUGAAGUGAAUCCAACAUACAGCACGUAAAUAAUUAGAUACCAGGAAGCAACAGCCAGGGUUCAUCUGUUGUGUUGUACAUUAAAUAAAUAUGCAUAAUCAAUGAAAAAAAAAAAAAAAAAUUAAAUAAGCAAAGAACUGCAAGCCUGUGCUAAUAUGAGGUAAAACCCUUAUUUGGGUAUCACUGUCUAUUUGGAUCCUUAUAGUAAUGGAGAACAAAAGAUUAGUGUCACUUUUGCAUUUCUAUGAUAAAAGGAAGUCUUUUUUAUCCAUCGCAGAGCACCUUUCGUGCCAUUCUUGUGAUGAGUAUUGAUGACGAACAAAAAAACAUGGAAAUUCAUCAGUUCAGGACAGGCAUUCUUAUGGGUUAAAGGCUCUGAAACGAAAUGAAAAACUGUAUGAACAUCAUUUAGAUGUACUAUUUAAUGUCAUGUUAAUCAAAGAAACAACAAAAUGAUACAGCAAAAUUAUUCUCAAGAAAAUGUUUGAAAACACUAAAUAUUUUUACAAAAUUCUUUUAAAUGGAUUAAAAAGGCCAGUCCACAUGUUGACGUGUUUUUGAAUGCACGUUAACAUGGACGUUUUCAAAAUAAUAUUGGAGUAACAAUAAUCGUACAACAAAUACAGACUUGUUGAGCAAGAUAUAUUUGUUAAAUUAAUGUCAGCUUGAUAACUUUGUAUGCUGAAAAAGGAAUGGCUAGUUUGCAUGGAAACUGACUGGUGCUGGUCUCUUUAACACAAACAACAAAUAGGGUAAAGUGGUUGUUGCUUUGUUUUUAACAGGACAGUUCUUUUAAUAUCACUAGCUAUGAAAAAUACAGUUUAGGAUGCUAUACAGUUUUCCUUAGUGUAUGCUGGUACGUUAUUCAACUGCAUGGUUUAUCUUGAAAAAAUAAAGAACUGCAAAAACAUGUAGUAUCCUAUAUUACUUCAAAGAUUACCGGUAUAGAACAACUGUACCGAACUGUAGAAUGAAAAAUCGAACAGUAGUACCUGAACUGAUUUUGCAAAAAAGUUUUACAUUAGUUUAAAUAUUCAUUAGCAAUCUGUUGUUCGUUGUAAUGGUUUGAGCUUCACACUGCUGUCUCCGUUACCCAGAGUUUUUAUUUUUCUUGUUAACUGCUUCAUCCGUCUAGCUUCUUCAUGUUAACUUGUAUAAUGCUAGCUUAUAAACUGUACUUCCACGUGGAUUGUCCACAUGUUGGCUACUUACUACAGUAUCUUCAAAGACGUCUUGGGAACGAUGCAGUUUUUAUUACCGGCCAGGCAUUCAUCAAAUGUGUCUGUAGUUCAUGUAAAACAACCAGGGCAAGGGUCAACAAAUUAACAGUGUUACUGGACAGCAUGAAAUGAACUUCAUUUUGCAGGAGAUAAAGUGGUCACGUCAUUUCUAAAAACAAACAGGAUGUUUAUUUUGAUUUGAUAAGCUGGAAUCACAAACAUCACUAUGGAAUGGGGAGUUUGUGUAUGUCCAUAGAUUUACUGCAUGGAAUAAUUCCAUCCAUGAUUCCUAAGGCACGUCAAUGUAAUAAACCACUUGUUUUUUGUUUUUUGAACCAGCGGAUGGAGUUAAUUUGUCAUGUCUUGUUUGGGUCAUAAUUAAAUUAAUGGAUACAGAAA
This is a messenger RNA of Polyodon spathula (Mississippi paddlefish), 5366 nucleotides long. Its product is annotated as dihydropyrimidinase-related protein 5-like. Gene Ontology annotation, molecular function: hydrolase activity, acting on carbon-nitrogen (but not peptide) bonds, in cyclic amides. Lineage: Eukaryota; Metazoa; Chordata; Actinopteri; Acipenseriformes; Polyodontidae. The transcript is spliced from 14 exons. The record is from RefSeq and is a predicted model, not a curated record. Gene Ontology annotation, cellular component: cytosol; cytoplasm. Bases 152 to 1843 code for a protein of 563 amino acids.